UUGUUGGUCGACCGUUGGAUUGAGUUUGGGUUGAUCCAACGGCGGGAGCGCACGCGAGGCGGCGAAUGGAUCGGUGGCCACGGAGGGAUUGGAAGAAGAAGAAGAAGAAGAUAGGGAAGAGCGGAGCAGAGGAGAGGAGUCCCAGCGCGCGCGCAGCCAUGGCCACCGCAACCUCCUUAUCCCUCCACGGCCAUGGCCUCGGCCUCCCUUCCCCGACCGCCAAGACGCCGGCGCGGAGGCUGCUCCCCGUCACCGUCAGGGCCAUGGCGCCGGCCAGCCCCAGCAAAGGUGAAGCUGCUGCGGUGGAGUGCUCCCCUUCCCCGCGGCGGCAGGUGCUGGUGGCGGGGGCUGCCGUGGCCACCGCGGCGCUCGUCUCCCGGCCCGCUCCGGCGGCAUUCGCGGCGGCGGACGGCAAGUUCAUGCCGGUCAUCGACCGGAAGGCCGGCUACUCCUUCGUCUACCCAUUCGGAUGGCAGGAGGUGUCUGUGCAAGGGCAGGACAAGGUGUACAAGGACGUGAUCGAGCCGCUGGAGAGCGUCAGCAUCAACAUGAUCCCCACCACCAAGGAAGACAUCCGCGACCUCGGCCCGCCCGACCAGGUUGCCGAGGCCUUGGUGCGGAAAGUUCUAUCACCACCCACGCAGAAAACCAAGUUGAUCGAGGCCAAAGAGACCGAUAUCGAUGGAAGAGCUUACUAUACUUUCGAGUUCACAGCUCAGGCUCCAAAUUUCACAAGACAUGCACUUGGCACGAUUACCAUAGCGAAUGGCAAGUUCUACACGUUGGCGACGGGCGCAAACGAGAGGAGAUGGGACAAGAUGAAGGAUAGGCUACAUACAAUCGUCGACUCAUUCAAAAUCGAAACAAAAGUGUGAGGGGUAUUUGAUGCAUUGUGCUGAUUUUCUAUUUUUGGUUUGUUCGUUUUCGGAGCUACAGCUGGCGUGAGGUUCAAUGGCAAAUGUCGGGAAUACAGAUUCUACUGAUCUUUUUUCUUUUCUUUUCUUUUCUUAUGAAAUAUGUGAUUUCAAAUACUAUUGUCUAUAUGUAUAUCAUUUCACCCUCUAUAAUGCGAUCCUUGGAGUACGGA
Molecule: messenger RNA, 1087 nt
Organism: Triticum aestivum (bread wheat)
Lineage: Eukaryota; Viridiplantae; Streptophyta; Magnoliopsida; Poales; Poaceae
Product: psbP-like protein 1, chloroplastic
Exons: 7
Coding region: 66-875 (269 amino acids)
Biological process (GO): photosynthesis
Cellular component (GO): photosystem II; extrinsic component of membrane; photosystem II oxygen evolving complex
Molecular function (GO): calcium ion binding
Source: RefSeq, a predicted model, not a curated record